Messenger RNA from Rosa rugosa (rugosa rose), 2419 nucleotides. RefSeq names its product arginyl-tRNA--protein transferase 2. Gene Ontology annotation, cellular component: cytoplasm. The record is from RefSeq and is a predicted model, not a curated record. Gene Ontology annotation, molecular function: arginyl-tRNA--protein transferase activity. The transcript has 6 exons. The coding region runs from base 261 to 2153 and encodes 630 amino acids. Gene Ontology annotation, biological process: protein arginylation. NCBI's taxonomy places the organism in Eukaryota, Viridiplantae, Streptophyta, Magnoliopsida, Rosales, Rosaceae.
UCCAAAAAAAAAAAAAAAAAUACCAAGUUUGCUGGUCUCCAUUUUUAAUUUCCCCGGAGAAAAGAAAAGUAUUUUACUUCCUUUCCUAUAAGCCGAAAUUAAUCAAAAACAAAUUGAAACCCGGAGCCGGCGAGAUCAGUAGAGAGGGUCGCACGGUUGGUAUCGUGCCGCAGCACGACGUCGUUUGAUAGCUCAAAACCCAUCGCCGAUGCUGCAGAAGAAGAAUCCUAGCCUGAGCUGAGAAUCGAAUUUCUUGAGAAAUGGCAGGGAAGAUGAAGAGGAGCGAGGCCAGCAGCAGCAGCCGAAGCAGCAACAACAACAGUAACCACAGAGCCGAAACCGUCGUCGUCGAUUACGGCAAGAACAAAAGCACCUGCGGCUACUGCAAAUCCAAAGCUCGCACCAGCAUCUCUCACGGUCUGUGGGCGCAGAGCGUUACGAUUAAUGACUAUCAAGAUCUUCUUGACCGGGGUUGGAGAAGAUCUGGUUGUUUCCUUUACAAACCGGAGAUGGACAAAACGUGCUGCCCUGCUUAUACUAUUCGUUUGAAAGCUGCUGAUUUUGUUGCUUCGAAAGAGCAGCUUCGGGUGACUAGACGAAUGCAGAGGUUUUUAGGUGGUGCCUUGGAAUGUAAACGGCCAGGGGAGUCUACAGAGGGUCCAAAUGCGUCCAAGGAUACACGUGGCCAGACCCCCCUUGGAGUUUCAAGCUCAGCUCCCAACAACAGUGGAGAGAAAGAUGGGGAAGAGAAAAUUAUGAAUUACUUGUCAGAUCAAGUUGAUAAAGCAAUUUGUUCAUGCUCAGAAAGAGGGGAGCUUCCUGACAUUCAAUCUCCAAAAGCUUCUGUUAAAAAGGUUUUGCAAGCCAAAAGAAAGCUAUUAGCUGAAGGGUCUGAAGAUCUCUUAUACUCCAGCAAUAUUGCAUUUCAACUAGCGGCUGCUAUAAGACGGUGUCUACCAGAAUAUAAGGAAUCCCACAAGGGAAGACAAUCGGGACACAUUGCAGAGGAGAAUGGGUUGUCUCCAAAACUCAUUGCUGAAAAGCUAGAAAGUUCAUUAAAUCAGUUGGGGAACACUUCUGGUCUAUCAGUAAAGGCUUGCAAUGGUCACUUAAAUUUUUAUUCUGCCACGAAACCUGCUCCCUCACAUGGAAGUGCUCAAAUCGUUAGCAACUCCAACAGAUCUGCUUCCAGGUCGGAAAGUAAAGGCUGCAGUUUGAAAAAUAACUCUGAAUAUACUCAGGUGAAGAGGCAGAGGCUUGAGAUUCGUCUUAAAAGGUCCAGUUUUGAUUCAGAAGAGUAUGCCUUAUAUAGAAGAUAUCAAAUGAUGGUGCAUAAUGAUACCCCUGACCAUGUUGCAGAAGGCUCAUAUAGGAGGUUCUUAGUUGAUACUCCCUUAAUAUAUAUUCCCCCAACUAAUGAUGGUACAGUUCCCCCAUGUGGCUUUGGCUCUUUCCAUCAGCAAUAUGUAAUUGAUGGCAAACUUGUUGCAGUUGGUGUUAUAGACAUUCUUCCUAAAUGUUUGUCCAGUAAAUAUUUAUUCUGGGAUCCAGACUUUGCGUUCCUAUCACUAGGGAAGUAUUCAGCACUGCAAGAAAUAAAUUGGGUGAAAGAGAAUCAACUCCUUUGCCCUACUCUUCAAUAUUAUUAUCUUGGUUACUACAUCCACUCCUGCAGUAAGAUGAGAUAUAAGGCAGCGUAUCGCCCGUCCGAGCUACUGUGCCCUCUUCGUUACCGGUGGGUUGCUUUUGAUAUUUCCAAGCCUUUGCUUGAUACAAACAAGUAUGCUGUUUUAUCAGAUUGGACCAUCUCUCAAGAUAGGGACUCCUCAUCACUUGAUGUUUCUGAAGAUGUCAUGGAAAUACAAUAUGAUGACAUUGGCCAAGAUAGUGAGGUUCUUAUGUAUGAUGAAGGGAUGAUUGAGCCUGAAUAUGAAAGCUCUGACAAUGAACCACAUCUGGCAUAUGUUGAUGUAGAAAAUGGAGAUGCCGGUAACGUUUUAAUCGGGUUGAACGGAUCUCGUGUGAGAUUCAAGGAUAUAAAGCAAGCUUUUGUUCCCACAGAACGAAGUUACUUGGAAUCCCAGUUGAGUAGAUACACAGAAGUUGUAGGUGAAGAGCUCGCUGAACGAAUGGUUUAUUCAAUUGAGCCCUAAAUGGCUUUCAUCACAAAUGAAAGAUUUAUGAAUUGCAAUUGGAAGUGAAUAUUCUGGCCUAGACCCGAGUCAAUAUCCGAUCAUUUUAGCGGGGGAUAAAAGUGAGAACUAGUAUACACGUUCCUGACACCCAGAUUCAUCUUGAAGUUUGUUUGUUUCUUGAUGUUCAAGAUUUUGUUCAACUGAAUCGGUUUCUGGUUGAAAAUUACAUAUUUGCUGGGUACAUGACAGCUUUGUAAAUUUGAAAUAGAGAGUUGCUUUGCCUU